Chrysoperla carnea is the source of this 1603-nucleotide messenger RNA. It is a transcript of the gene MICU1, whose product is annotated as calcium uptake protein 1 homolog, mitochondrial. Gene Ontology annotation, cellular component: uniplex complex. NCBI's taxonomy places the organism in Eukaryota, Metazoa, Arthropoda, Insecta, Neuroptera, Chrysopidae. Gene Ontology annotation, molecular function: calcium ion binding. The coding region runs from base 1 to 1581 and encodes 526 amino acids. The transcript has 10 exons. Gene Ontology annotation, biological process: mitochondrial calcium ion homeostasis; calcium import into the mitochondrion. The record is from RefSeq and is a predicted model, not a curated record.
AUGUUUAAUCUACGUCGAUUAUUCGUAAUUAAAAAUUAUAAAAAUAUUUUAUAUAAACCAAAUCAAAUUGAUGCUUCAAAUGCUGUUCGAACAUUUACUGUAGCGAAUUCUAUUUUAAACAAUAAAUAUAAAAAAUAUAAUUAUCAAUAUGAAAAUUAUCGAGAGUAUAAAAACUUUGGCCAUAAACCAGAACCAACACCAAAUAUUACAUUAUUUUUCCAUUCGUUUAUAUUGUUCUCAUUCUUGGCUGCUGUUUUUGAUUUGAAAGGAGCUAUUGAAAAUUACAUUUUUUCUGAUGAAAAAACUGGUGCAAAUCAAUCACAAAAACCUAGAAUUAUGCCAGGAGUGUCUGCUGCAGAGAAAGUUAAUGGUAAAAAUGAUACUCGAGUUGAACAGAAUCCUGAAGGUGAAAUUGUUGAAGAAGAGACUAAAAAAAAGAAGCAUAGAAAAGAAAAAAUUGGUUUUCGCGACAGAAAGAUAAUUGAAUACGAGAAUCGUAUUCGUCAUUAUUCAACACCGGAUAAAGUAUUUCGAUAUUUUGCUACAAUGCAAGUACAAGGAAGUAAUCCAGAUCAUCAUGAAAUAUAUAUGACACCAGAUGAUUUUUUACGAUCAAUGACACCCGGUUUAAAACAACCUGACGGUCUCGGAUUGGAUCAAUACAAGAAAUACGACCCGAAGCAUCCUACUGAGAAUGUUGUGAAAUUGGAAUUGGCAUUAAAUGAAGAUUCCAUUUUUUAUAAACUUGGAAGUUAUGGAUUAAUCACAUUUUCCGAUUAUAUAUUUUUAUUAACGGUGCUUUCAACUUCACGGCGUCAUUUUGAAAUUGCAUUUCGUAUGUUUGAUUUAAAUGGUGAUGGAGAUGUAGAUAGCGAAGAAUUCGAAAAAGUUGCUACAUUAAUUCGACAACAAACAAGUAUUGGUACCCGACAUCGAGAUCAUGCCAACACUGGCAAUACUUUUAAGGGUGUCAAUUCAGCAUUAACAACAUACUUUUUUGGUGUGAAACGUGAUAAAAAAUUAACAAUAGAAAAGUUUUUGGAUUUUCAAGAAGAUCUACAACGUGAAAUAUUAAAUUUAGAAUUUGAACGUAAAUUACCUGAUGAAAAUGGUAAUAUAUCUGAAACAGAUUUUACCGAGUUAUUACUUGCAUAUGCUGGCUAUCCACAAAAGAAAAAAUCACGAAUGUUGAAACGUGUUAAAAAAGCAUAUCGUGAACAUGGAACGGGUAUUUCAAAAGAUGAUUAUCUAAAAUUCUUCCACUUUUUAAAUAAUAUUAACGAUGUGGAUACAGCUCUAACGUUUUACCAUAUUGCAGGAGCAUCAAUUGACCAAGGCACUUUGAAACAUGUUGCAAAAACUGUAGCUCAUGUUGAGUUAUCGGAUCAUAUAAUUGAUGUAGUUUUUACAAUUUUCGAUGAAAAUAUGGAUGGACAACUAAGUAAUCGCGAAUUUGUUGCUGUUAUGAAAAACCGUUUAUUACGUGGUCUUGAAAAACCAAAGGAUACGGGCUUUGUUAAAUUAAUGCAAUCAAUUGUAAAAUGUGCUAAAGAUUCAAAACCCGCCAUUAUUGAUGUCUAAAAAUAAAUUAUGUUUAAUGUUU